CCCGCACUCCCGCUCCCAUCCGCCUCUCGAGAACCUUUCGUCCACCAGAAGCCAGGCGAAUUGAGCUACUUCCGAUCUCCAGAGCGACCUCGAAGCGCGCAGGCGAGCGAACCGAAUCGACGGCAAUGGCGAAUGCCGAGGAGUUCUGCGAGUCCGAGGUGCUGUGGCCAGAGGCGCCCCACGACGCCGGCGACGCGCCGCCUAGCUGCAGCUCGUCGCCCGCGCCGCCGCGGCGGUCCGGGACGCCGGCUCGGGGAGGAGCCCCCGACGGAACGCCGCGGCGCUCGGGCUCGCGGCCGGUGGACAUUCCUAGGCCCGCGCGCUCGGCGGCCCUCCGGAGCGGCGGCGACGACGACGACGAGGACGGCGGCCGGAACGGCACGAUGGUGCCGCCGCACGUGCUGGUCUCGCGGCGGCGGCCGGAGGGGGGGGCGGCGUUCGCGCUGCGGUCGGGACCGGGCCGGGCGCGCGAGCUCAGCCACCUGCGCAACUCCGUGCUGCGGAUGACCGGCUUCAUCGAAGGAUGACAAGGCUGACCCGUACUUCGUUGUGUGCAUAUGCAAAGCCAAGACUGCGAGAGUGCAAGCAAGACUAGUCGUCGUCUCCAUUCACACCAGUUGUGUUCGUGUAGUCGGCGGCAUCGCCUAUUUUGUUCGUCUGUUUUCCUGUGGUCCAUGAUCACAUUGCAUCUCGAUUUGUUAAGAGAAACCUCUGGAUUUGGUUCAUUGUCAGUUCAUUUUCUCUA
Messenger RNA from Setaria italica (foxtail millet), 745 nucleotides. RefSeq lists its product as uncharacterized. The transcript has a single exon. The record is from RefSeq and is a predicted model, not a curated record. NCBI's taxonomy places the organism in Eukaryota, Viridiplantae, Streptophyta, Magnoliopsida, Poales, Poaceae. Bases 126 to 527 code for a protein of 133 amino acids.